This is a messenger RNA of Zonotrichia albicollis (white-throated sparrow), 507 nucleotides long. The record is from RefSeq and is a predicted model, not a curated record. Lineage: Eukaryota; Metazoa; Chordata; Aves; Passeriformes; Passerellidae.
AUGGCCACCCACAGUGUGACACUGCUCAUCUGCCUCUGUGGGCUGGCUGGGAACGGGGCUGUGCUCUGGAUCCUCGGGUUCCGCAUCCAGAGGGACACCAUGAAACCCAUCACUGCCUACAUCCUUGACCUGGCCAUCAUCAACUUCCUCUUCCUCAUCUUCAUGGCACCCUCCACUCUGCUCUUCCUGCUGGAGGAUUUCUCCUGCUCCUCCAUCAUAUCCCCAGCAUCUAUGCUCUUCCUUUUCCUCCUCUUCCCGAUGUUCCACAGCAUAGGGCUGUACCGGCUGACGGCCAUCAGCAUCGAGAGGGGCAGGUCCAUGCUCUGCCCACCUGGGCUCUUCUGCCACCUUCCCCAGGACCUCUCAUGGGUGGUGGUCAGUGCCAUGCUCUGGGCCCAUUCCAUCACUGCCAUCGCUGCCAUUUCUGCGGUGAAUUCCCUGUGCCAGUCACAGGAACACNAGCAGGACACGCAGAAGGAUCUCUCCUUAUUUCUGUGUGUGUUGUGA